AUGAGCCCUUCAGCAGUCGACGGUAACGGCGUCGCGGACGUCAAGACGACCCUCAAGCCCAACAUUGGCGUUUACACCAACCCCAACCAUGACCUCUGGGUCACUGACGCCGAACCCUCUGCUGAAGCCGUCAAGUCCGGCUCUGAUCUGAAGCAUGGCGAGGUCAGCGUCGCUAUCCGAAGUACUGGUAUCUGCGGUUCCGAUAUUCACUUCUGGCAUGCUGGCUGCAUCGGUCCUAUGAUCGUCGAGGGCGACCACAUUUUGGGCCAUGAGUCUGCAGGCGAGGUUAUCGCCGUGCACUCAUCUGUCAGCCACCUCAAGGUUGGUGACAGGGUCGCAGUCGAACCCAACAUCCCCUGCGGCACCUGCGAGCCGUGCCUCACUGGCCGAUACAACGGUUGCGAAUCCGUCCAGUUCCUAUCUACCCCUCCUGUUCCUGGCAUGCUGCGCCGAUACAUCAACCACCCCGCUGUCUGGUGUCAUAAGAUUGGAAACAUGUCAUUCGAGAAUGGCGCUCUGCUUGAGCCUCUGAGUGUUGCUCUGGCCGGUAUGCAGCGAGCUGAGAUUCGUUUGGGAGACCCUGUUCUGAUCUGUGGUGCUGGACCUAUCGGAUUGAUCACUCUUCAAUGCUGUGCUGCCGCUGGUGCUUCGCCUAUUGUCAUCACUGACAUCUCAGAGAGCCGAUUGGAGUUCGCCAAGGAGCUUUGCCCCCGCGUUAUCACACACAAGGUCGAAAGACAGUCCGCCGAAGACUCAGCCAAGGCCAUUGUCAAGAGCUUUGGCGGUGUUGAGCCCAGCGUUGCUAUGGAGUGCACCGGUGUCGAGAGCAGCAUUGCGGCUUCCGUCUGGUCAGUCAAGUUUGGCGGCAAGGUCUUUAUCAUUGGUGUCGGAAAGAACGAGAUCAACAUUCCUUUCAUGCGCGCCAGUGUGCGAGAGGUCGACAUUCAGCUGCAGUACCGAUACUGCAACACCUGGCCUCGAGCCAUCCGCUUGAUUGAGAACAACGUGAUGGACCUUUCCAAGCUGGUUACUCAUAAGUUCAAGCUCGAAGAUGCUAUCAAGGCGUUCGAGACCUCUGCGGAUCCCAACAGCGGGGCCAUCAAGGUCAUGAUCCAGAGCUUGGAAUAA
Molecule: messenger RNA, 1128 nt
Organism: Fusarium sp. VM40
Lineage: Eukaryota; Fungi; Ascomycota; Sordariomycetes; Hypocreales; Nectriaceae
Source: the annotation of a GenBank genome assembly